Molecule: messenger RNA, 2825 nt
Organism: Sebastes umbrosus (honeycomb rockfish)
Lineage: Eukaryota; Metazoa; Chordata; Actinopteri; Perciformes; Sebastidae
Gene: cab39l
Product: calcium binding protein 39-like
Exons: 10
Coding region: 303-1307 (334 amino acids)
Biological process (GO): intracellular signal transduction
Molecular function (GO): protein serine/threonine kinase activator activity
Source: RefSeq, a predicted model, not a curated record
UCCGGCUAGCUUCACGGCGGACUGUGAGAGCGACCAGAUGGAAAUACCGCACUGUCUUCUUAACAGAUUCCUCACAUUUUAAACACUAUCAGACACAUUUCUAGCUGACUUUGCUGCUGACAAACAGCCCUGGGAGGCUCGGCUGCUGCUGUGAAGCGGGACAGAAGCGGAGAAGACAUUUAGAGACAUUUAAAGACAUUUAAAGACACCUCUAACCCGAACAUCUCCUCCACGACCAACAGGAAGUAGCAGCUUUACAGAGAGGAAAGAGAGAGGUCCCAAGGCGAGUGUGUGUGUCCAUCAUGCCGCUGUUUGGUAAAUCCCACAAGAGUCCGGCGGACACCGUCAGGACGCUUAGGGACAACAUGGCCAUCCUGGUGAAACAGGACAAGAAGACGGACAAGGCGUCUGAGGAGGUGUCCAAGUGUUUGGUGUCCAUGAAGGAGAUUCUGUACGGCAGCAACGACAAGGAGCCUCACACGGAGAUGGUGGCCCAGCUGGCCCAGGAGCUGUACAACAGCGGGCUGCUGAUAUCGCUGGUAGAAAACCUGCAGGUCAUCGACUUUGAGGGGAAGAAGGAUGUGAGUCAGAUCUUCAACAACAUCCUGAGGAGGCAGAUCGGUACGAGGUGCCCCACUGUGGAGUAUUUCUGUUCCCACCAAGAGGUCCUCUUUAUACUGCUGAAAGGGUACGAGACGCCGCAGGUAGCGCUGACUUGCGGGAUCAUGCUGAGGGAGUGCAUCCGCCACGAGCCGCUCGCCAGGAUAGUCCUCAAGUCGGAUCACUUCCACAGAUUCUUCACCUACGUGGAGAUGUCCACCUUCGACAUCGCCUCUGACGCCUUCGCCACCUUCAAGGAUCUCCUGACGAGACACAAAGUGCUCGUGGCUGAAUACCUCGGGGAGAACUACGACGCUGUGUUUGCAGACUACGAGAAGCUGCUGCACUCUGAGAACUACGUCACCAAGAGGCAGUCCAUAAAGCUCCUGGGCGAGCUGCUGUUGGACAGACACAACUUCACGGUGAUGACGUGCUACAUCAGCAAGCCGGAGAAUCUCAAGCUGAUGAUGAAUCUACUCCGAGACACGAGCCCCAACAUCCAGUUUGAGGCCUUCCACGUCUUCAAGGUUUUCGUAGCGAACCCCAACAAGACGCAGCCCAUCCUCGACAUCCUGCUCAAGAACCAGACCAAACUAAUCGACUUCCUGAGCAACUUCCAGACGGAUCGCACAGAAGACGAGCAGUUCAACGACGAGAAGACCUACCUAAUCAAACAGAUCAGGGAACUGAAGAAGCCGGCCUCCUAGAGGAGCAAAACCCUCCCAACCGCCCUCGACUUUUUAUCGAUAGGAAGACAUCCAGUAGAAAAAAAAACACAUUAACAAUAUCGGUUAUUCUAUUUCAAAGACGGUUUCUUGUCUUUUUUUUUUCUCUUUGUCGGUUCAUUCAAAAAGUUGUUCAACAGUAGUUCUCAAUCACUGAUCUUUAUUUUGUAAAUUGUUCUCAUGAUUUUUGUUUUUGUUCAUCUGUAGCAUGUAGUGCCACAACUCAUGGUGUUGGAGGCGGCUGAUUUGCUCUGUUGGGAGAACCAGCGGUUAAAAAAAAAGCUGUCUAUUUAGUCGCUGCACACGACUUAAUUUCUUACUGUUUAAAUGAAGUAGCUGCGAAUUUAAAAAAAUAUGAAGAAUUUCUGCUUUUUUUUUUUUUUUUUUUAAACCUGGGUCAACGUGUCAAAAAUUACUAAAAGUUAGCCAAGCGUCUCUUUUUCAUUGUACUUGCCAAAACCAAUGAUUGCUCAAGUUUUCUCCCUCUAAAACUGAAAAAACAUCAUAUAUAUUAACAGAUAUUAGCAGGCUGACUAAACGAUACAUAAAGGCUGAUUUGUCUCUCCAAGAUCACAAACAUGUGGCACUAGUAAGACUGAGAAUUGGUGUUUUAAGAACUGGUUUUACAACAAGAAUCGCCAACUAAACUAGCAACUGUCGGAAUAUUAUCCGUCUUUUAAAUGAAGGGCCUUCUUAAUUGACAUUGGGGCUGCUCUCGGUACAAUCAUUUUGAUCACUGGUUCUCUUUGCUGGUGGCACUUUCUGUAUGAUAAUAUGAUUUCCACUGUUUUCACACUGCUUGAGGGUUUUAUAUAUAGUUUCAUUUCUUGUCAUGUACAGUUUUCUGGUUCGUACACCUGAAGUGAGUGAGAACAUUAACAGGAGGUUUCUCUCUGUGCUGUAAAUGGUGUUUUUUUUGUUGCUCUGACGUUGGUGUUUAGAAACAGGUUCAGAGGUUUCAGAGGUGCCUUUUUGGGUUUGGUGUGUUUUUCCCUUCUUUCCUUUUUGUAUUUCCUGUAUCUUUCUAGGAGGGAGCUUAAUUAUUCUGUUAAUGAAAAUAUGCUCUGGAUAGAACAUAUUUGUUGUGAUUAAGCAGUGAACCUCUUAACUCACUAUAUUUGAGUUAACGCUUGUCAAGGAGCUGAUUGUGCACAGACCAGGGUUACGGUUUCACGUAGAGUUUGACGCCGAAGCAGCGCUGAUUACGAACCACUUCGGCUAAAAAAACUCAUCUGGGAACUUGUCGCAGAGUGAGGCCAAAGUUUUAACUGUGAAAAAUCCACAUAAAAAGUGAUACUUUUAAAGUGCUGUUGGUUUUAUAUUUGGCUUAGAAAUGGAGAAAAAAAUCUGAUUUCCAGUUCUUAUAAAUGACAUUUUAUGUCAGCAAAUGUCUGAAUAUAUUUCCCAGUCGAUAUUCGAUGUGCAUCAUUAGGCUACUUUAAGCUCCCACAUGUUUAAAAAAAAAAAUCUCUUUAAUUAGGACACUUUAAACAGUAAAUU